GUAUAUUGUUUCCUCCGCUGUGUAGACUUUCGUCGGCGGGAAAGUGGCUGUGGCGGGCAUGUCUCUGAACAUGUACGAGGACCAGAUCACUGUGCUGUUGGGUCACAACGGAGCUGGUAAAACCACCACCAUGUCUAUGCUCACUGGCUUCAUCGCUCCCAAUUCCGGUACAGCAGUGGUCAACGGAUACGAUAUUCGGUCCAACAUUGACGAAGUCCGGGAGACCCUGGGUCUCUGUCCACAACACGAUAUUCUCUUUGACCUGCUGACCGUCCGAGAACACCUGUACUUCUUUGCUAAGAUGAAAGGAGUCAGUGGGAACCUGGACGCCCUGAUUGCCACGGUCGUCAACGACAUGUCCUUGACCGGCAAAGAGAACACCCAGGCUCGGCAUCUGUCUGGUGGUCAGAAGAGGAAGCUGUCGGUGGGCAUCGCUCUCAUCGGGGGCUCCAAGGUGGUGAUCUUGGACGAGCCCAGCUCUGGCAUGGACCCGGGGGCUCGCCGGCACAUCUGGGACGUCCUCCAGCGGAACAAACGAGGCCGGACCGUCCUGCUGACCACCCACUACAUGGACGAGGCGGACGCGCUCGGGGACAGGAUCGCUAUCAUGGCGGAGGGCGUGGUCAAGUGCUGCGGGACCUCCAUGUUCCUGAAAAAACUUUACGGUGCUGGUUACCACCUCAUCAUCGUGAAGGGCGACGGAUGCAGAGUGGAGGAAAUCACACAGAUUGUCCGCUCUACAGUGCCUGGAAGUGAUUAUGAGGAAGAAAUUGGAUCAGAAAUCAGCUUCUCUCUACCCGACGAACAAAGCGCCCUGUUCUCGACACUGUUCACGGAGUUAGAGAGCCGCAGAGACUGGUUAGGCAUUUCAGGAUUCGGAACCAAGGCCACCACAAUGGAAGAGGUUUUCCUGAGAGUUGGGGACAGUGCGGCGUCGGGACACACCUUUCAAAAGCCUGACGUGGCAGGCCUCAACCCAGCCUAUGAGAAUGGCUCAGACAAUGCUGAGACAAACGGGAAUGCUGCUGUCCAAUCACAACUGGUUGCUCAAGGUGGUGGGUACCGCCUCAUCAUCGUGAAGGGAGACGGAUGCAAAGUGGAGGAAAUCACACAGAUUGUCCGCUCUAUAGUGCCUGGAAGUGAUUACGAGGGGGAAAUUGGAUCAGAAAUCCGCUACUCUCUACCCGACGACCAAAACGCUCUGUUCUCGACACUGUUCACGGAGUUAGAGAGCCGCAGAGACGAGUUGGGCAUUUCAGGGUACGGAAACAAGGCAACCACGAUGGAAGAGGUUUUCCUGAGAGUUGGAUACAAUGCAGCACCGGGACCCAUCUUUCAAAAGCCUGACGAGGGAGCCCAGAACCCAGCUUAUCAGAAUGGCUCAGGCAAUGCUCAGACAGACGUGAAGGCUGGUGUCCAAUCACGACUUGUCGCUCAAGGAGAAUUAGAUUUCAAUGUUGGCUACACAAGGAAGACUGGAAUCCCUUUGUUGCUCUCCCAGUUCAGGGGCGAGUUUGUGAAAAAGAUGCUGUACUCUUGGAGGAGCAAACUGCUGUUCUUUCUACAGUUGCUUGUACCCCUUGGCCUGACGGCUGGCGGCAUGGCUAUCCUCAACAUGAAUACAGGGUCCCGUGACUAUCAAGAGGUUGGUGACCAGGGCACAGUAGCCUAUGACCUUUCACCUUUUGACCACCCAAUCGUGCCUUACACAGAUGGGAGCCCAGCGUCGAGCAUCUCAAGCGACUUGGCUGAUAAGUAUGCGGAGAUCUUCAGCACGCAUCCUGGAACUGUGGAGAAGAUAAACCGAGACAAAUCCUCCAAUGUCUCCGAGUACCUCCUACAGAAAAUGAAUGACGUUGGUUUCGACGUUUUCUCACAACGCUUCCCUAUUGGAGCGGAAUUUUUACCCCAAAGCAACAACAGCAUUAAGGGCGUGGCUUUGUAUAACGAUAGGGUGUGGCAUGCCAAGCCAGUAGCUGUGGUGCAGAUGCUGAAUGCGUUCAUCCGGGAAUAUAUUGGAGAUGGUUAUUCUAUUCAGGCCAGUCUCCAUCCUAUGCCGGAACGGAUCCGGGCCAAUGACCCAUACUCCCCCGUCGAGUUCCGCUUGAAGAACCUCUACCCACUCACCAUAUUCAUCUCCCUCGGGAUGGCCUUCCUCCUAAGCAGCUUUGUCUACACCCUCAUUGUAGAGAGACAGCGCGGCUGCAAACACCUUCAAGAGGUCAGCGGGGUCAACCCGUUCAUGUACUGGCUGGCCACCUUCCUGUGGGAUUACAUCAUCUACCUGGCUGUCGUCAUCGGCAUCAUCGCUAUCUUCCUUGGCUUCAACGAGACGGCUUUCAUCGGCGAGGAGUCCUUUGGCCCCCUCAUCGUGAUGUUUCUGCUGUUCGGGUUCGCCGCCUGUUUCUCCAGUUACGUCUUCCAGUUCGUGUUCAAAUCUCCACCAACGGGCUUUGUGGUGACUCUCAUCCUGUACUUUAUCCUCAGUCUGUUCACAGGAUUUAUGCUGAUGUUGAUCAAGAACGACAGUCGCGAAGACUUUCGGAUAUUGUUCAGCUUGCUGUUUCUGCCAUUCAACUUGAACAAGUUCAUCACCGAAUCUUAUGGCUGGCACUCCGAAUCCCCUUCAAUUAUUGGGUUUGUUAGUGCUCACAAAAAGCCGGGACAAAGUGUCUGGGACUUUGACAGCCCUAGCGUGGGACUGUACGUGUUCAUGAUGGCGGUACAGGCCGGGGUCGCGGUGUUGCUACUGAUGCUUAUUGAGUUCCACGUGCUGCAGAAAAUUGGGUAUUUAUUUGAAAAGUCUGGAGAAGGGAACAAGCAGGCACCAUUGCAGCAGAUCAACAUGACCCCACUGUACGCCGAAGACUCCGAUGUGACGCAGGAAAGAGAGCGGCUCUUCCACUCUACCCUACAGCAGCUUUUUACCACCGACUCACUUAUUCUCAUGGAGCUGAGCAAGAACUUUGGUCAGAUGACGGCGGUGGACCAUCUGUGUGUGGGCGUGCCGGAACAAGAAUGCUUCGGGCUGCUGGGUCAGAAUGGCGCGGGAAAGACGACGACCUUCAAGAUGCUCACUGGCCAGGAGAUGGUCUCCGGGGGCAACGCCUACGUCAAGACUUACGACAUCAAGGACAACAUCAAGAAG
This is a messenger RNA of Aplysia californica (California sea hare), 3148 nucleotides long. Its product is annotated as ATP-binding cassette sub-family A member 3. Gene Ontology annotation, molecular function: ABC-type transporter activity; lipid carrier activity; ATP binding. Gene Ontology annotation, cellular component: membrane; intracellular membrane-bounded organelle. NCBI's taxonomy places the organism in Eukaryota, Metazoa, Mollusca, Gastropoda, Aplysiida, Aplysiidae. Gene Ontology annotation, biological process: transmembrane transport; lipid transport. The record is from RefSeq and is a predicted model, not a curated record.